AUGUCUGCACUACUAUGCCUCACAGCAAUCCUCAAAUUCUUUUUCACCUUUGCAGGCGCUCAGAAGGACCUUUAUGUACCUUGCCCACUUCUCGGUCCUCCAGUGCCACCUCCUCUCAUCGAUCCAAAGACAGCAGCUGUCCAGAAGAUCUCGAAGCAGUUCUCUGCCUUUAUAGACCAAUACGUGGCUGCUGAAAAAGGCGAUUUUGGCCCUGUUACUCCCAACAAGACGAGCUUCAGCAUAGCACUCUUUGCUGGAUCGAAUUAUGUCGCAAGCGAGGCGGAUCCUUCUUUCUUUUACGAGUACCAUCAUGAGGCGGGAUUGGCCGCGAACAAUACAGACGCGCUGUCUGCGGACUCCAAGUUUGCCGUCGGCGAGCUCACGCAGCUGUUUACUGUCUAUGCUCUUCUGAUCGAGCUAGGAGACGAGGUAUUGGGCAGGAGUAUCACAUAUCACCUUCCAGAGCUCAAGGGACUUUCGAACUUUCGUAAUGCUCUUACACAAGUGAGGUGGGAGGAUGUGACUCUUGCGUCAUUAGCUGGACAUAUGUCUGGUGUUGCUAGAAGCUCGGAGGCAUGUUCAAUCAAUCGGAAGUGCUCGGCUCAGGAUCUACUGAAAGAUUUGGCUAUGAGCCCUCCGAUAUAUCUUCCCGAGACUACACCCAUCUUCUCUGACGCCGCGUUCCAGCUCCUCGCCGCUGCCCUAGAGCGCGAGACUGGGAAGGCUUUUGCACAGAUCUUGUCAGGAAGCAUUUUCUCACCUCUGAACAUGACAAAUACCUCGCUGCUUGCCGGAUCUGCCACAAACGGUAAUCUGAGUAGUCCAAGUCAGCUAUACGGCAACGACCUGCUCAACACAUCCUACGUCGGCGAACCAGCCGCACUCGGCCUGACAACAACAAUCCAAGAUCUAUCCACCGCCGGUCGAGCAAUGCUAACCUCCCACCUCAUCUCCCCAGCAACUACACGACGCUGGCUGAAACCACACACUUCCACCUCGAACAUCAAGAACUCCGUUGGCCGGCCAUGGGAGAUAUACCACUACGGCAGCAACGACUCAGUCAUGGACAUCUACACCAAGUCCGGUAGCUUGGGCAGCUAUGGCUCAUACUUCGGUCUCGUCCCAGACUACGACAUUGGAUUCGCCAUCUUAGCUGUCAACCAUGAUGAAGAAGCGGCACCCGAUCUUAAUGCGUAUGCUGAUAUGUGUAUUGUGGCGCUGAAUCUUGUACAGAAGUCGGCGUAUUCUACUGCGAAUGAGACGCUGGCUGGUACUUAUCGGUCUCUCAAUUGCAAUGAUAACUCGAGUCUGGUCCUAGAUCUGGACACUAAGCUACAUGGUCUCCAUGUAUCUAGUCUUGCUCUCAAUGGGACGGACUACUUAGCCACCAUUGCCGCGCUUAUUGGCGCCCAGGCAGGCAAUGCUGAUAUCAGGCUUUAUCCAACGAAUCUGGUUGAGCAAAGCAACGGUGUCAAGCGGCAGGCAUUCCGAGCAGUCAUUCAAGACAUGAGUGAGUUUGUGGAUGCUGGUACGCCUACUUGUGUUUCUUGGCAGACGAUCGAUAUCUUGCGUAGGGGUGGGCUGUCGCUCGAUCGAGUGGUGCUCGAGUACGAUAGCAAUGGUACUGCUACAGCUAUCGAGUGGCCUGCACUGGAUGUGGAAAUGCAGAGGCAGCAGUGA
This is a messenger RNA of Recurvomyces mirabilis, 1680 nucleotides long. RefSeq lists its product as uncharacterized. The transcript has 2 exons. The record is from RefSeq and is a predicted model, not a curated record. The coding region runs from base 1 to 1680 and encodes 559 amino acids. NCBI's taxonomy places the organism in Eukaryota, Fungi, Ascomycota, Dothideomycetes, Mycosphaerellales, Teratosphaeriaceae.